GAAGGUUGUGGCAGUUUCGAAGCACAGUGGGAGUGAAGAGAGAGAUGGAUCCAUCGGCGGCACAACCGAGUCCGACGGUGAGUCAACGCGACCAGUGGAUGGUAGAGUCACAGGUGUUCCAGAUUUACCAUCUCUUCGCCACCAUUCCUCCCAGCGCUCAAUCGCUCAUGAUGGAGCUUCAACGCGAUAAACACUUUGAGUUUGUAUCCAAAGGACUUCGCCACCUCGGUUCCUCCUUUUCCGUAUUGGACGCUAGUCGACCUUGGCUUUGCUACUGGAUCGUUCACUCCAUUGCUUUGUUGGGAGAAUCCGUCGACGACGAACUUGAAGAUAACACUAUCGAUUUUCUCAACCGUUGCCAGGAUCCAAAUGGUGGAUAUUGUGGAGGACCAGGCCAGAUUCCUCAUCUUGCAACAACUUAUGCUGCAGUUAAUACACUUAUUACUUUGGGUGGUCAGAAAUCCCUGGCAUCAAUUAAUAGAGAUAAAUUGUGUGGAUUUCUCCGGCGGAUGAAACAACCAAAUGGGGGAUUCAGGAUGCACAAUGAAGGAGAAAUUGAUGUUCGAGCUUGCUACACUGCCAUUUCUGUUGCAAGUGUUUUAAACAUUUUGGAUGAUGAACUGAUCCAUAAUGUUGGAGAUUACAUUUUAAGCUGUCAAACAUAUGAGGGUGGCAUUGCAGGUGAGCCUGGUUCUGAAGCUCAUGGUGGGUACACCUUUUGUGGAUUAGCCGCAAUGAUUCUGAUUGGUGAGGUUAAUCGUUUGGAUCUGCCUCGUUUAGCUGAGUGGGUGGUAUUUCGGCAAGGUAAGGAAUGUGGAUUCCAGGGAAGAACAAAUAAAUUGGUGGACGGAUGCUAUUCCUUUUGGCAGGGAGGUUCUGUUGCACUAUUGCAAAGAUUAUAUUCUAUUAUGGACAAACAAAUGGAACAAGCCUCACUGAUUUUUCCAAGAUCUGAUGUAUCUGAAGAAAAAGAAAGUUUGGAUGGGACCACUAGUCAUGAAGGCACUAAUGAAUCUUGUUCUGCCGAUUUUAAAAAUAUUGGCUAUAACUUUAUCAAUGAGUGGACGGCACAGGAACCGAUUUUUCACAGCAUUGCUUUACAGCAAUAUAUUCUCCUAUGUGCACAGGAGCAAGAGGGUGGAUUGAGAGACAAACCGGGUAAACGUAGAGAUCACUAUCACACAUGUUACUGUUUGAGUGGGCUCUCAUUGUGCCAGUAUAGCUGGUCAAAGCAUCCAGAUUCUCCACCGUUGCCGAAGGAAGUAUUGGGACCCUAUUCUAAUCUCUUAGAACCUAUCCAUCCCCUCUUUAAUGUUGUCUUAGAUCGAUAUCGCGAGGCUCAUGAAUUCUUUGCUGGGUCGUGACUGGUGACUAGAUUUUAGCUACCAACAGCUUUCUCUGUAUAAUGUAAAAUAAUUUCAUUGGAAAGUUACUAGUAAAUAUGAUAAAAACAGUGCUCGAAUACUUGGGUUAUGUGUCUCUAGGUUUUCGGAAUUAUUGUUGUGGAUAUUAUGUCAAUGAAACAGAAGUUGAUGAUGUCUGUUGUAUUUUUUUUUUUUUUUCAAUAUAAGUUGAUUUCUGUU
Messenger RNA from Abrus precatorius (Indian licorice), 1583 nucleotides. RefSeq names its product protein farnesyltransferase subunit beta. The transcript is spliced from 13 exons. The record is from RefSeq and is a predicted model, not a curated record. Gene Ontology annotation, biological process: protein farnesylation. Gene Ontology annotation, cellular component: protein farnesyltransferase complex. NCBI's taxonomy places the organism in Eukaryota, Viridiplantae, Streptophyta, Magnoliopsida, Fabales, Fabaceae. Gene Ontology annotation, molecular function: protein farnesyltransferase activity. The coding region runs from base 45 to 1364 and encodes 439 amino acids.